Molecule: messenger RNA, 525 nt
Organism: Zingiber officinale
Lineage: Eukaryota; Viridiplantae; Streptophyta; Magnoliopsida; Zingiberales; Zingiberaceae
Exons: 3
Coding region: 1-525 (174 amino acids)
Molecular function (GO): nucleic acid binding
Source: RefSeq, a predicted model, not a curated record
AUGGUGGAUUACUUCUCCAAGUGGGUGGAGGUCGAGCAGUUGGCUAAAAUAAGUGAACAGAUGGCCUUCACCUCAGUGGCCAACGCCCAAAGCAACAACCAGGUAGAGGUCACCAACCGAGAGAUCCUCAGAGGCCUACGAACUCGACUCGACCAUGCGAGAGGCAGCUGGUUCAACGAGCUCCCUAGCGUUCUGUGGGCCCUCCGUAUGACUCCCAAGGAGAUAACCAGCGUCACACCAUUUCACUUAGUGUACGGCGGUAAAGUGGUGGUCCCCAUGGAGGUCGGAGUAGAAUCCAACUGGCUUCAUCUCUACGAUGAGGGGAAUGCUGAGCGGAGGUACAUGGAGCUUGAUUUGGUGGACAAGACAUGGGACAAGGCUACCAUUCGACUGAUGGCAUACCGACAGCGGAUGAAGCAGAGCUACAAUCGAAGGGUGAUCCCAAGAUCCUUCCAAGUUGGCGACCAGGUUUGGAAAAGAAUCAAGCUGGUCAGCGAAGUCAACAAGCUCGAGAAUGGAUAUUAA